Morone saxatilis (striped sea-bass) is the source of this 2015-nucleotide messenger RNA. It is a transcript of the gene gip, whose product is annotated as gastric inhibitory polypeptide. Gene Ontology annotation, cellular component: extracellular region. The record is from RefSeq and is a predicted model, not a curated record. The coding region runs from base 1580 to 1879 and encodes 99 amino acids. NCBI's taxonomy places the organism in Eukaryota, Metazoa, Chordata, Actinopteri, Moronidae. The transcript has 4 exons. Gene Ontology annotation, biological process: response to starvation; regulation of fatty acid biosynthetic process; response to glucose. Gene Ontology annotation, molecular function: glucagon receptor binding; hormone activity.
GAGAGAGAGAGAGAGACAGAGAGAGAGAGACAGAGAGAGAGAGAGACAGAGAGAGAGAGAGAGAGAGAGAGAGAAUACACAUAUUUGACAUAUUUUUCCAAUGUUUUAUUGUUAUUUUCUAUUUUAGGUUUGUUAAUUCAUAUAUAUGAUGUUUAUUGUUAUGCACCAAAACACUAAAGCAAAUUCCUACUAUAAGAACACCUACUUAACCUUGAUUAAAGAGAGGAAUAUUGCACUUUUUCCUCUACUAAAUCUAUUUUAUAAUUUAGUUAGUUACUUUUUUAAUUAAGAUAUUGGACAUAAAACAUGAUUAGCUUUGACAAUAUGAUGCAGUGUCAAGGGUUAAACUACAGCACUUUUGCCAUUCCUACAUUUGGGUGCUGAUACUUUCCACCCUUUGUAAGUGUGUAAUACACUUAAUUAUUAUAUUGUAAUUAUCUAUAACUUCUGCAACACCACAAUCUUAUACGGUGGAAUUUGUUUACAUUUACAUUUACUUUGUAUAUAGGCUCUUAUUAUCUACUAAAACCUAACAGACAUAAUAUGUAUUAAAGUGUAUUUUAAUACUUCCAGGGCAUUAUUGUAAUACAUAAUAACAUUUGUGGGACAUAUAACAGAAUAAAGUAUUAUAAGAAUGAUAUAUGCUCUAUAAAAUGAGAACACAAUGUGCCGUCUAGAAGCUGGUGUUUAUGAUCAUCUUAUAAAAUAUGAUGUAUGUAUUUAUAAUUGCUGCUUUAUUCCACAUUAAUAAUAAUCCAAAAAUGUAAAUUAGAACCUGAUAGAAGUAAUAAUGUCAUCCCACAACUGAUUUGUACAUUAUAGUGCUACUUUUUCUAGAGUAAAAGAUCAAAAUACGACUGCACAUAACUGGAUAAUGGUCUAAAAGCAAUUAUUAAAAAGUAUUUUAUUACUAUUAAAGGUUGAGAAUAAGCACCAAGCUGUUACAUAAAAGUAUAAGCAGAUGUUGCUCCUUUAGAAUAAAUCAUAGAAAAACAUGAUACAGAACAUUUCGGCCUACACUUUACAUCUUUAUCCUCGUGUAUUAUCAACAAACCAUUACCUUUUUCAUAUGCUGCCACUUUUUCAUUAGUUUAAUGGGCCUUGAAACAUUUCCUUUUGGGUUGUUAACUCAACACUAAUUCUUUAGGAAAAAGUGAAACUCAAUUCACUCUCCACAUUUAUUACAGUGCGGCUUAUCAGUAGUCACCUGUGUAUGUGUGUUUCAUUAAUGCUUUAAUGUGCUGGAACUAAAAUGUUUUUCUUGCUCACUUUCCUGCUAUGACAUAUAUUAAUGUUGUGGAAACUCCAUAAAAGCCCAUUUUCUGAAGGCACAGCGCCAGGGUAAGUAGCUUAAGAGUGUCUCGUUGCCUGUUUUAAAGAUAUAUCUCCAUUUAAAGGUAAGAAAAUACACUAAAAAAAUGAUUUCAUGAAGUUGCUCACACAUUUGAUUUAAGCUUGUUUAUGUCUACUCUUCCUCUUGGUCUUUUAGACUUUAGAUUAGGGAAUUAUAAAGAUGUUAGUUUUUGAUCAGCUCUCGUUUAAUUAAAACAUUUCUGUGUGUUUUGCUUCAGGGUUCAUCAUGAAGGUGCUGUCUGAAGUUUUAGUUGUCUGUCUGCUCGGAGUGCUGCAUGCAAAUGCUCAACCUGAAGACAUAGGUCUCAGUGAAGACGAGCAGCAUGUUGGGAGAAGAUACGCCGAGUCGACCGUUGGCAGCGAAAUCAGCAAAAUCAUGGAUUCACUGGUGCAGAAGAACUUUGUCGACUUCUUGCUCAACCAAAGGGAGAAAAAAAGCAAGCCUGCUGCCCCUUCAGAGGAAGAGCCAGAGGAACGUCUGUACAACGAGCUGCUGAAGCUCAGUCACCACAAGAGAAACAUCUAGGCUCCAGCAAGCUGCUGCGAUGCUGCUAAAGCCCACAAUUCUUCUGAUGAUUCCUUCUGAUGUUUUUAAAAGCUUCGAUGAUGUGAAAUCUUGUGUAUGAUGAAUGUUUGUCCUGUGGUAAAGUAAAUAAAGUGAC